Molecule: messenger RNA, 2335 nt
Organism: Phragmites australis (common reed)
Lineage: Eukaryota; Viridiplantae; Streptophyta; Magnoliopsida; Poales; Poaceae
Product: CDP-diacylglycerol--serine O-phosphatidyltransferase 2-like
Exons: 13
Coding region: 463-1725 (420 amino acids)
Biological process (GO): phosphatidylserine biosynthetic process
Molecular function (GO): L-serine-phosphatidylethanolamine phosphatidyltransferase activity
Source: RefSeq, a predicted model, not a curated record
ACGCGGACCCGAGCCAAACACACGGAGCUCAUCACCCCUUCGUCUCUCCUCUCCUUUAAAGGCGCCCCCGCCACCCUCUCGAGUCUCGCCUGUCGCCUCCUCCUCUCCCCUGCUCCUCGCGCCGUCUCCUCGGCGUCUCCCCCUUGCAUCCCAUCCCAUCUGGCGCACGUUGCGACUCGCGGUUCCCGCCGGUGCAUUUCCGGCCGUGAGUUUCCAUCCCCAAUCCGCGCGCGCGCGCCACCGUCUCUUUCGCCAAUUCUGUUUGCGUUAUCGCAUCUUGUUGGAUCGUAUAGGGCAACCACACAGCGAGAUCAAACCCCGAUUCCUGGCGUCCCAACUCGGCGGUGCUGCGACGUGUUGGCUUGCAUACCUCGCCUCUGACAAGUGUUGGUUGUGGCGGUCUUUGCUGUCGUGGAUAGGCAGCGGCUCCGCUGUUUCUCUUGAUUCGGGCGCCGACGCGCCAUGGAGGCCAAGCAGAGGGCGAGGCAAGGCGAGGAGAGGAGGCCACCGCCGCCGACGGACGGCGCCGAGGAGUACGACCCAUGGACGGCGUGGCUCUACAAGCCACACACCGUCUCGGUGCUCCUCGUCGGUGCCUGCCUUCUCAUCUGGGCAAGUGGAGCACUUGAUCCAGAAGGCGCUGCAUCUUACAGCAGCGUGACAUCUAUGAAGAGGGGUGUCUGGGCUAUGAUUGCAGUCUUCCUUGCCUACUGCACGCUUCAAGCACCUUCAACGAUACUUAUUAGGCCCCAUCCUGCUGUCUGGCGCCUGGUGCAUGGACUGGCUGUCGUUUACCUCGUUGCUCUUACCUUUCUUCUUUUCCAGAAUCGUGACGAUGCUCGCCAGUUCAUGAAACACCUUCACCCUGUUCUUGGAGUUGAGUUGCCGGAGAGAUCUUAUGGAGCUGACUGCCGUUUGUAUGUUCCAGAAAACCCUAAAAACAAGUUCAUAAAUAUUUAUGAUACCUUAUUUGAUGAAUUCGUUAUUGCACAUAUCCUGGGGUGGUGGGGCAAAGCUGUAAUGAUACGAAAUCAACUUCUUCUUUGGGUCUUGUCAGUUGGCUUUGAGCUAAUGGAGCUUACUUUCAGACAUAUGCUGCCAAACUUUAAUGAGUGUUGGUGGGAUAGUAUUAUCUUGGAUAUCUUGAUCUGCAAUUGGUUUGGUAUUUGGGCGGGAAUGCACACAGUCCGUUACUUUGAUGGCAAAACGUAUGAAUGGGUUGGACUGAGCCGCCAGCCAAGCAUCAUGGGUAAGGUGAAAAGAUCACUGAGCCAGUUCACCCCUGCACAGUGGGACAAGGACCAGUGGCAUCCUUUCAUGGGGCCAUUGAGGUUCAUCCAAGUGCUGUUCCUCUGCGUCGUCUUCAUGGCCGUGGAGCUUAACACAUUCUUUCUCAAAUUCAGCCUAUGGAUCCCUCCGCGGAAUCCCUUGGUCGUGUACAGAUUGAUCCUCUGGUGGUUGAUUGCAAUUCCAACCAUCCGCGAAUACAACUCCUACUUGCAAGACAGCAAACCGGUGAAGAAGGUUGGGGCCUUUUGUUGGCUUUCUCUUGCUAUAUGCAUAAUGGAGCUGCUUAUCUGCAUGAAGUUUGGGCGUGGGCUGUUUCAUGACCCAAUGCCUCCCUGGUUGAUCAUCUUUUGGAGCUCGGUGGGGAUAGCACUUGUGAUUUUCUUGCUUGCAUGGUCUUGGAGGAGUCAUCAAAAAUUCCGGAGAAAGCAGCUCUAAUAGAUUGACUGCAAAAACUCGCUGUUUCUUUUUUUUAUAUAUACAUAGGUGCUGUACAUAUGUGAUGUUUCUUAAGUAUUAGAAAUCCCAUUUUUCUGCUCCUACCGCAGGAACUUGGUUUGUCACAAUAGCUCAUUGUUUGAGGACGAUGCUCCAUUGCUGUCAUAUCACAAGAACAAGCAAUCGUUAACUGGGAAGAGAGGAAUUGGAUUGGGAAAUCAGAUAGAGGAAAGGGGUUCUGGGUUUAUCCCACAACAUCAUUCAUGUUCAUCUCCUCUCUCUCAGAUAGUUAUAUCCUCACUGCACUCAGCUGGCCAACAACCCACUCGUCUGGCCGGUAAUUCUUGCUGGGCCGCCUGACACGCAGCCCACACCGCAGCUUGGCUUCAGUCUGGUCCGCCGCUGCCUUCUGCUUCUCUUCUGUCGACCGUCUACAGUGACAUGUCAGCAUGAAAUUUAUGAAUAAUUUAGGUAACUGCAGCAUCAAAGCCUGAUGUAACUAGUCAAUAAAGCAAGAUCACUACAUGUUUUGGUUCCUCACUUCUUCUGGAACAAAAAUGUACAGUUCUUACCUAUCUUGGACAAUGUAUCAGACAGCAAUUCGGUUGAA